AUGGUGUUAACAGAUCAACAGAAAAUCGGUGUUAUGCUCUCUGGUAUGGGACUUUUCUUUACCUUCUUUGGUGUUAUGAUGUUUUUCGAUAGAGGUUUACUUGCCAUUGGAAAUUUAUUAUUCUUAUCGGGUAUUGCAUUGGGGUUGGGUCUAACAAGAACAUUCAACUUUUUCUUCCAAAUGAAGAAGGCAAAGGGAACCGUUUGUUUCUUCUUUGGUAUCUUUUUAGUCAUCUUGGGUCGUACAUUUAUUGGUUUAAUUAUCGAGGCAUUUGGAUUCAUUAACUUGUUUGGUGAUGCAUUCCCAAUUGUAAUUGCUAUCCUUAGAAAGCUACCAGUAAUUGGUAACAUUCUUAAUCAUCCAACCGUCAACAGAUGGUUAAACAAAACCGAAGCAGGUAGUGAAUUACCAUUCUAA
Molecule: messenger RNA, 417 nt
Organism: Cavenderia fasciculata
Lineage: Eukaryota; Evosea; Eumycetozoa; Acytosteliales; Cavenderiaceae
Gene: golt1
Product: golgi transport protein 1
Exons: 4
Coding region: 1-417 (138 amino acids)
Biological process (GO): retrograde transport, endosome to Golgi; endoplasmic reticulum to Golgi vesicle-mediated transport
Cellular component (GO): endoplasmic reticulum; membrane
Source: RefSeq, a predicted model, not a curated record